UUUGCCCCUGAUUCCGGCGGUCAUGUGAACAGCCGCCACAAUGCGGUGCUAACCCAUAAUCCCAUUUUCGACCCCGGUUUCAAAUCGCUACUCCUUCGGUUGUGCCAAAAAUCAGACAAAAAGUGCUCCGAGUGGUGACCCAAAACAAAUGUGUCGCAGUAACAGCUGGAGUGGCAGCAACGGUAACUGCUGCACUUUAUAGUGCGACAUCGGGCUUUAUUUCUUCUAAGCUCCCAGAACAGUCCGCUAAUAGCCAACAAAGCGAGCAUAACGGCCAGAGAAAUGGCUUUGCAGCAGCAGCAUCAGCAACACCAGCAACACAUCAAGUGGCAGCAACAUGCAACAAAGCGACGACGCUGCCGUCAACAUUGGAUUAAACAUCUUCAGCUUCUGGGCCUUCUGGCUGUCAUCGCCAUCCUGGCCACCCCCUGCCACGCCCAGCAGCAGAAGUUCCGGACCACGCCGCACGACCUGCAGGUCCUCGAAGGAGCCGAGGCCAUGAUGCGAUGCGAGGUGGCCAAUGUGGCCGGCGCCGUCCAGUGGACCAAGGACGGAUUCGCGCUGGGCUUCUCUGCGGUGAUUCCCGGCUAUCCGCGCUACUCCGUGCUGGGCGACCGCAAGCAGGGCAUCUACAACCUGCGCAUCUCGAACGCCUCGAUCAACGACGACGCCGACUACCAGUGCCAGGUGGGUCCGGCGCGGCUGAACAGCGCGAUCCGAGCCAACGCCAAGCUGACCGUCAUAUCUCCGCCAGCCUCGAUCGAGAUCAAAGGUUACAGCCACAAUUCCAAGGUGGAGGUGCGCGAGAACCAGGACCUGCAGCUCAAGUGCAUCGUGGCCAAUGCUAAGCCGGCGGCCCAAAUCGUCUGGUAUCGCGGCAAUGUGGAGUACAAACCAGAAAAACGCGAGGACAACGUGGAGGAGUCAACGGCCAAGCGCUACACCACCACCUCGGUUCUCAAACUGAAGCCCGGACCCGACGACGACUACACGGAGUACACGUGCCAGGCGAAGCACAAGGCCCUGUCCCCGGACAUGCCCAUGCGGGCCACCGUUCAACUGUCCGUGUUGUAUCCCCCGGGACCGCCAUAUAUCGAGGGCUAUUCGCCGGGCGAAACUCUGCGCCGCGGCCAGACGGUGGAGCUCAUGUGCCGGAGUCGCGGCGGCAAUCCGCCUGCCCAGCUCAUCUGGUACAAGAACGGAUCCCAGAUACGCAUGGCCUACAGGACCUCUGGCCGAUUGUCCGAGAACAUCUAUACCUUUACCGCCGAGGCGGGCGACAACAGGGCGCGAUUCCGCUGCGAGGCGAGCAACGUGAUGUCUCAGAAUCCGCUGAAGGCGGAAGUGGAGCUGGCUGUGCUGUUCGCACCCACCCACGUCACCGUAAUGGGACCCACGGAGGCGCGCGUCGGCGAUAUUGUGCCGCUGACAUGCAACACCGCACCAUCGAAUCCGCCCGCCGAGAUCAAGUGGAUGGUGGGCGGACGGCAGGUGCGCAACGCCACCUCAAAGACGAUUGUCAGUCCCGAGGGCGGCUGGACGACCACCUCGAACAUCACCGCCACCGUGGAGCCCAACAAGCGCUCACUGGUCGUCAUCUGUCACGGACUCAACAUGCAGCUGACCGAGAAUGUCGUCUCCACCCACACGAUCAAUGUGCUGUAUCCGCCCGCGCCGCCAUUAAUUUCUGGCUAUAUGGAGGGACAAAUUAUCCCAGCUGGCUCGGUGCAAAAACUGCUUUGCGUUUCAUCAGGCGGCAAUCCGUUGGCGACGCUAACAUGGUACAAAAACGACAAAAGGAUAAACUCGGUCAUACGGGCGGCGGACAAAUCGGUGUCGGCCGAAAUCACCAUUCUGGCCAACGUGUCCGACAACCAGGCCCAGUACCGUUGCGAGGCCUCCAACAGCGCCACUGAAAUCCCGCUCUUCCAGUCCACCACGCUCAGCGUCCACUUUGCCCCGGAGACGGUCAAAAUACGCAUUGAACCGGAAGAACUGCGACCUGGCAUGGAGGCAGCCAUCAUCUGCGACUCCAGCUCCAGCAAUCCGCCGGCAAAGCUGUCCUGGUGGAAGGACGGCAUCCCCAUCGAAGGCAUUAAUAACACGUCCAAGCCGGGUCUCUGGGGCGGCACAGUCUCCACGCUGGAGUUCAGGGUGAACGUCACACAGGAAAUGAACGGCCAGGUCUACACCUGCCAGAGCGCCAACGAAGCUCUCCAGCGCAGCGUCCACGAGGCGGUCAGCCUGGAUGUCCUGUAUCGACCCAAGUUCACGCCGCCUCCCUCGUCGACGGCGGUCGGUGUGGAGGGUGAGUCGCUGCAGGUGCCCCUCCAAACCAAUGCGAAUCCAUCGCCGGUGUCCUAUAAGUGGACCAAGGAUGGGGCCACCAUCCCGCAAGAUGGCGAGCAUCGCAUCUUUGCAGACGGCGGAAGUUUGAAUAUUACCCGCCUGCAUCGGGAUGAUGCGGGAAUCUACUCCUGCACAGCCUCCAACUCGCAGGGAAAGGCCACCCUCAACAUCACGGUGGUGGUGGAAUACGGAACCACCAUCAAGUCGGUGUCGGAGAACAUCAUCGUCAAUCCCGGCGAGGACGCAAUGCUCUCCUGCAGCGUGGAGGGCAAACCGCUGACCGAGGAGCACGUUAAGUGGGAGCGAGUGGGCUACGACAUGACCGUGAAGACAUCGACGACCUUUGCGAACGGCACCUCCUACCUGCACAUCAAGGAUGCGCAGCGGGAUGAUGUGGGCAAUUUCCGGUGCGUGGCCGACAAUCGUGUGGCCAAUCCGACUAACCGCGACAUCCUGCUGAUUGUCAAGUUUGCUCCCGAGAUUGCCAAGGCUCCGACGCUCCUGAGAGCAGCCAGUGGGACAGGCGAACGGGGCCGACUGCCUUGCCGGGCACAGGGGUCGCCCAAGCCGACGUUCAUCUGGCGGCAGGACAAGAAGGACCUGCCCAUCAACCGGACGUACAAGUACGAGGUGGAGGAGCGCAAGAUUGACUCCCUGACCUACGAGUCCUCGCUCAUCGUGGACAAGGUGGCGCCCGCGGACUACGGGGCCUACGAGUGCGUGGCCAGGAACGAUUUGGGCGAGGCGGUGGAGACGGUGCGCCUGGAAAUCACCUCGCAGCCGGACCCACCCCUCAGCCUCACCAUCCUGAACGUCACCCACGACACGGUCACCGUGUCCUGGACGCCGGGCUUCGAUGGUGGCCUCAAGGCCUCAUAUCGCGUGCGCUUCAGGAUGGUCGACCGCGAGCAGUACAAAUACAUCGACGGGCUGCCCAACAGCCACAAGCUGACCAUCGGCGGGCUGCGCAUGAAUACGCUCUAUCUGUUCUCGGUGAUGGCCCACAACGAGCUGGGCCAGAGCUCCUACCUGCCGGAUUUGGCACGGGCCGAGACCAAAGAAGCCCCGCCCCCCUCGCAUCCGGCAUCGUCGCUGGGAGGCGGACCGCCGACCACCAGCCAGACGCCGCUGGGCGGCACAUCUGGCAUGCUCCUGGUGGGCGUGGGCGCCGGCAUCGUCGUGGUCCUGCUCAACGUGUUUGUCAUCGGCUGCUGUCUGCACAAACGGAACGAGAAGCGCCUCAAGCGAGUGGCGGAAACUACAAAUCAACCGGCAAAAACGGCAACCAUCGAGAUGUACGCGCCCAGUUCGUAUAAUGACACCGUUACCGGCGAGACGCUGUCCAGCGUUUCGGAGAAGAGCGAGUCCUACUCCAAUGAGGGCAGCAGCCAGCCGGAAUAUAUUGACGAGGCGCGCAAAAAGGCGGCGUCCACGUAUCUCGUCGAGGGCUCGGAUAUGCCGCCGCCCAGAUAUCAAAAGGAUGGCACCCUGCCAGUCAUAUACCCGAAUAACAUUGUGAAUGCCUGUACUCUGCCGCACCCGAGGCACAAUAAUGGCAGCGCCGCCAUCCACAUGACCCGGGACGAUCAGAUGCUAAUCAGCAAGGGCGUCUAUAUUCCGUCCCCGUCGCCGGCGCCGCCGCCAGAUGGCUCCUACUACAACAUGAACAGCGACAGAUACUUGUCCUAUCCGCCAAUGGAAUACCCAGCAGCCCUGGACUUCACCGCCCAGCCGAUGCCGAUGGCGCACCUGCAGCCCAUGACGGUGACCUCGCUGGCCACCAACGGAGGACCGACGCUCCUUGGCAACGGAUCGGUGGCAGCGGUGGCCGGUGGCUCCGGCACCUUGCGGCGUGGCAUUCUGCGCGGGGUGGUGGGCGUGCAGCAGCAGCAGCAGCCCGAUGUCACCCACCACACGUCGUCGGUCGUCGGCGGCGGCGGCGGUAGUCCGAUGCAGAUGCUCCACGACCUGCACCCGGUGAACCUGAGCGCCUCGACGCUCACCACCAGCACCACGCUGAAUGGCAGUCUGCCGACGGCCACCGCCACGCUGCCCCGCCAGCCGCACGGUAUCCUGAAGGAUCCCAACCGGAACAAGCAGCAUCAGCAGCAACAGCAGCAGCAACAGCAGCUGCUCAACGCCAGCCUGGUGGGCGUGGGCAUGAACAUGGGCGUGAAUGUUCCAGUUUCGGCGCCCAUGGGCAGCCUGCAGAUCCUCAAUCUGCCGACGGCGGGACUGGGCAACAACCUGCUGAUGACCACCAGCGGCGCCUUCGACCCGACGGCGGUGGGCAUGAGCAGCUUCGGCGGAGUUGGCCAACCAAGCGGCAUCCCAGUGGCCUACACCGAUGCGGACGGGCAUCUCGUAUAGCUGUAGGCGGGAACUGGGGCCAUCAGCAGUUGCAGCAACAGCAGCAGCUCCACCACCAUGCGGAUCCUUUCCGGCAGUGAGCCCCGGUUCUGAGCAACCUCCCUAGAUAUCCUAGACUCACCCACACCCUAUCCAGCAUACUCGUAUCUGUAACCAACCUACUCGCAAGGAUGUAGCUAGUUUAGGAGCUUACUCUUCGGCAUCUGGACUCCGAUUCCUUCGGUGGCCCCUGUCCGGCAGCCAC
This is a messenger RNA of Drosophila takahashii, 4963 nucleotides long. RefSeq names its product sticks and stones (gene sns). Gene Ontology annotation, molecular function: protein binding. Lineage: Eukaryota; Metazoa; Arthropoda; Insecta; Diptera; Drosophilidae. The record is from RefSeq and is a predicted model, not a curated record.